GCGGGACCAUGCCCGCCGCGCCGCGCGCCCCGGGGACGCCUCUUCCCCCCCGCCGCCGCCGCCCGGGCCGUCUCUGAGCUGCCCCCAGGCUCGCAGCCGGCGCCGAGCAGCGGCAUGGGCAGCGCCGGCCCCGGGCUGCCCGCCCCGCCGGCCGCCCCGGAGCAGAGCCUGCCCGCUUUCUGCCUCCACUACUUCGACAUGCUCUACCCGGAGGACGCGGCCUGGGCGCCCAAGGGCCCGGGGGAGCCGUCGGCGGGCGGCCGCGGCGCGGUGCCCAAGGAGCCGGAGCAGUGCCCCGUCAUCGACAGCCAGGGCCCGGGGCCGGGCGCCGAGCUGGACUUGCAGGGCAGCCUGCCCCUGGAGGAGCACUCGCUGGAGCAGGUGCAGAGCAUGGUGGUGGGCGAGGUGCUGAAGGACAUCGAGACCGCCUGCAAGCUCCUCAACAUCGCCGCAGACCCUGCCGACUGGAGCCCCGGCAACGUGCAGAAGUGGAUCCUGUGGACGGAGCACCAGUACCGGCUGCCGCAGAUCGGGAAGUCCUUCCAGGAGCUGUCGGGCAAGGACCUGUGCGCCAUGUCCGAGGAGCAGUUCUGCCAGCGCUCCCCGGCCUGCGGCGAUGUGCUGCACGCCCACCUUGACAUCUGGAAGUCCGCCGCCUGGAUGAAGGAAAAAGUUGCCCCGGGCGACGGGCGGCACUGCGGCGGCGACGGCGGCUGGGCGGACGGCGAGGUGGACUCGUCCUGCGCCGGGCAGCCCAUCCACCUCUGGCAGUUCCUCAAGGAGCUCCUGCUGAAACCCCACAACUACGGGCGCUUCAUCCGCUGGCUCAACAAGGAGAAAGGCAUCUUCAAGAUCGAGGACUCAGCGCAGGUGGCACGUCUCUGGGGCAUCCGCAAGAACCGCCCGGCCAUGAACUACGACAAGCUGAGCCGCUCCAUCCGGCAGUAUUACAAGAAGGGCAUCAUCCGGAAACCCGACAUCUCCCAGCGCCUCGUCUACCAGUUCGUGCACCCGCUGUGAGAGGCGGAGGAGGGACAGGCUGCGCCCGGGGGCGCCGGGGGGACCCUCGCCACCGCGGAGACCCUCUCCCGAAGCUAAGGACCGCGGCCGGCGGCGGAGAGGCUCCGAGCCGCCGAGCUCCCCGCGUCCUCCGGCCCCCGGGACGCCGGGGCCCCGGGCUCGGGCUGUUGUUCGCCAGAGGACAAAGGCUCCGCGGUCCCGCGCCGGGGCGCACGCCGAGCCGGGGGACACGGGGACGUGCCACCGCCGCCGCCCGGCCGGGCUCCCGCACCCCGGCACCGCUUUUGGGGCAGCAAGCCGGCCCCCGGGGCGUCUCCUGCAGAAGGAUGUGGCCCCUUCAGAGCGAGAUUUUGCAAAAGGGGCGAUUGCAAAACGCGGCCCCGGUGCCUCCCCGCAGGCGCCCGCGCCCCCCACCUCGCCCCGGCGCGGGGCUCGCCCCGUGCUUUCCGUCUGGUUUGACUUUCACUGCCUGAUUCCUGUUCCUAGGGAGGGGGAGGAAGAAAAAAAACAAAAAAAGAAAAGAUGUGAUUUUUGCCGUUUCCUGCUGGAAGAUAAAUCUGAAACGCAAACACCUGAACCAGAACUUGGACCGAGAACCGGGGACUGUUUAACCUGCACAUUUCAUAAGAGUCUAAGUUACCUGGCAAUGUUGAUCUUUUAUAUUAUAGCUUUUUUUAUU
Molecule: messenger RNA, 1699 nt
Organism: Dromaius novaehollandiae (emu)
Lineage: Eukaryota; Metazoa; Chordata; Aves; Casuariiformes; Dromaiidae
Gene: SPDEF
Product: SAM pointed domain containing ETS transcription factor
Exons: 6
Coding region: 115-1020 (301 amino acids)
Biological process (GO): regulation of transcription by RNA polymerase II; cell differentiation
Cellular component (GO): nucleus
Molecular function (GO): DNA-binding transcription factor activity, RNA polymerase II-specific; sequence-specific DNA binding
Source: RefSeq, a predicted model, not a curated record